Molecule: messenger RNA, 2729 nt
Organism: Schistosoma curassoni
Lineage: Eukaryota; Metazoa; Platyhelminthes; Trematoda; Strigeidida; Schistosomatidae
Source: the annotation of a GenBank genome assembly
AGCUACUCGGUCGCGCCAGAUAUAUGCGUUGCGUUACUUGUGCUUUUUGCGUUUACUCAACAGAGGCCUUUAGCUGUUGAAGUUCAGCCAUAGAAUUAUUGUCCUGGCUAGGGAACGACGGUUGUUAUAUCUGUGCACCCUGCUCUUGUUUUCAUAUACUUAAGUGCCCCCAACCUGGACACAGGCAUUUCAACUAUUGGGAGUCGCAUAAUGUUAGAGGAUGAGUUCGCUGAGCUGGACCUAAAUGAAAACUCUGAAAACUCUUUAAAUGUACCGUUGAAUUCUGAGUCUUAUCUGCGGACAGGUUUCACACCUGAACGAAAUGUCACACAUGACAUAUCGCCCAUUGACACUGGGAAAGAAACUGUAAACACUGUUUCCGAUGUUGCAUUUGUAAAAGUCACAAGCCCUGCAAAAGUUGGUGAGGGUAUUUCGUCAUACAUAGUAUAUCGUGUUAAUACAAAGUUUAAUGGCAAGGAAUUUUCAGUCCUCAGACGGUUUUCUGAUUUCCUUGGGUUGCAUGAAAGGUUAGUCGCGAAGUAUCUUUCUGAAGGAGUUAUUGUUCCCCCUGUUCCUUCUAAAGAUAUGCUAGCUACAACUAAAGUUAAAAUGUCAAAGGACGUUUCUGCGGAAAAUGAAUUUGUUGAACGUCGCCGAAUAGCUUUAGAACGAUUCCUAUCACGAGUACUCUCACAUCCAGUUUUACAUAUUGAUGAAGAUGUCUGUGAGUUCCUUCGGCAUGAAGGAGAGCUACCACGUGCAACAAACACCCAACUAUUGUCCGGUGCUGCAGCGAUAAAAGUGAUGAAAAAUUUGGGUGAUGCGAUUGGAAAGUUUGCUUACAAAGUUGAUGAUCCCGAAGAGAAUACUGCUGAGGAGUUCUUCUAUCAGAAAGCAGAUGAAUUAGAUAGUUGGGAAAAGCAACUUAAACGUCUUCACUCCUCGCUUCUUAAUUUAGUAUCAGGAGACAAUGACCUAGCAAAUGCCGAAGCUGGCUUGGCUCGUUCAGUUCUUCUCCUGGCUAAUGUAGAAGAAAAUACUGGUCUAGCUCAAGCACUUCAUCAUCUGGCAGAAACAGAAGGACAUGUCGCUGAUUUACACGCUUUACAAGCAGAAGCGCAUACGUGCCAUUUAGUGGAGUAUUCUCGAGAAUUACUAGGCAUGGUUCAGGCUUGCAAGGAUGUUUUAAGUGAACGUGUACGAAUAUAUCGUACAUGGAAAACCGCUGAAGCUAAUCUUCGUUCAAAGCGUGAACAGAAAAUUCGAAUGGAAAUGGCACCUAGAAAUGAUAAUAAGAAGAUGGCCACGAUAACAAUGGAGUUGGAAGAUGUAAGAUAAUUUAUUCCUUUUUUUAUACUGAUUAUUUUCAUUUAAUACUAACAAAAACAAAUAUGCUCCCAUCAGUUUGAAUUUAUUUUUGGAUCAAUUUGUCUCUGAUCCAAUGAUUGAUGAUGAAUUUUAUUAAUAUGUUACCAUAAUAAUUAUUAUUAUGUUGGGGAUGCCAGAUCCCCAGCAAUUUCUUGGCGAACGUCUUAUUUUUGUAAUUUUAUUUCGGGAAUUUUAAUUUGUCGUCUUCGCACCAAAAGUAUCCAUUUUUAUCUCCAGAUUGUAUUUCCAACUUGACAGGACUUUAAAUUUGAUUGGUUCGUCUCUUUUAAUACGCUAUUUUGCGACGUUUCCUAAGGACCUUUUUACGCUGUACAUAUACGCUUGAGUUGUGUGCUUGUCUGUUCCUGCUUCUGGAUGCUUGCGGAAUACACUUUUCCCCUGGCUGAUACCGGUCUUCUCCCUAUAGUUAUCAGGGCUGGGACACAUUGGAGUAGUUUAGCUUGUCUUGUCGUUGUGUUGCUAAUCCUUCGUUCCGUUCACAGAUUUCAGGUGGUCUCGUAAUGUCUUCAAACAUAGCAGUUUAUUUUUUGUGUCAAAUGUCAUGUACAUAUGUAUCAUAUCGGUUAACAAAACGACAUGUUUUUAUUUCUUAUUAUUCCCAUUUAUUAGAUAAUUUACGUCAAUAACUGGGUUUUUUUGUGAACAGCCUUCACUUGAUCGCAGUUCACAUGAAUUUAGACGACUGAUUUCACGUCACACACGACUGACUAUUUGGACGAGAAUACAAGACUUGAAAAUCGUGUAGAUCAAGCUCAGCAUAAGUUUAAUAAUAUAUCUAUAAAUAUUAAAAGAGAAUUCCAAAAUUUCGACUUGAAUCGUUUUGCUUAUUUCAAACAAGCCACUACAGAAUAUUUAGAAUUGUUAUUGCAAAUUCAAUUAAAAGUGUUAGAGAACUGGGAGAAAUAUUUGUCUUAUACAAACGGUAUCAAUUGAUGUAUGCGCAUAUAGGCUCUGUUAACAAUUUUUUUAUUUCUAGAAAAGAAAUAUCCUUGGUUUUGGAAUUAUUUUCCCUCUCUUUAUUACACAAUCAAUAUUCCACACUUAUUUAUCGUUCCAUUGAAAUUUUAAGUUAAACAUAUAUGUUAAUUUCUCAUCCUUUGUGUUCAAGUAACACACACACACACACACCCAGAUAAUGCAUGUGUAUACACUUGUAUACUGACUGUAUUUCGGGUAAUUAAUUCUAAAUAAUCGCUUGGAUAUGGUGGUUGUGAUAAGUCUUUAUUUUUUUCUUCUGUUAAUCAUUUUGUAAUUUAUGUAACUCUUAGAUUGAUUUCAUAUCUCUGCCACUUUAUGCUGAUUUCAUGCAUAUAUUUAAUAAUAAUAUGGUGUUUUGAUUU